AUGCUGCUGUGUCGACUGUUAUAUCUUAUGGCAGUGCUGUUUCUAAGCAUUGCGUCUAUCUGUGCGGCUGCUGAACCACCAGAAGAGGUCCGUAGAACACCCGAAGUUACUAAAAAAGUCGAAGAACCUCCUGCUAAAGUACCCGAAGUUCCUAAAAAGCCCGUAACCGAGGAUACUCCUGCUCCGUCAGGAACUAGAGAAGAAUCUGAAGCUCUUGGUCGAGCACCUGUUCAGGAACCUCCUGGUUCACCUGGUAAAGAAGGUUCUCGCGAUGGUCGUGCUCCAGGGCAAGUGCAUGAAAAUGGUCCUUCCGGUUCCUCUGCUUCUUCUGGUGCUGGUGGUACUCCUAGACCUGCUGCUGAUUCUGUACCUACUGAACCUAGUACAGAGGCGAGUCAGGCUGAGGCUGCAAGUGAAGCGCAAACUAGAGAGGACGGCAACACUGCAGCAGGUCAAAAUGCAGCAAGGCAAGGAAGUGAAACAACGGAAGCUUCUUCUUCAUCCCCCAGCAGUUCACCCACAGGGAGUGCCACUGGUGCCGAUACAGAAACAAAUGAGAACGGCAAUGCAUCUGCAGAGAGUGAGGCAACAAGUAACCAAAAUGAUGGAGGAAAUGAAGAUACAACCACCACCACCACAACCACCACCACCACAACAACAACAACAACACUUCCCCCUGAACUCACAAACAACAAGAAGGGUGAUGCAGACAGCAGCAGCAGUAUCAGCAGUUCUGUAUGGGUGCGUGUACCACUACUGAUUGUGGUUACACUGGCCUGUAUUCUUGUGUGCUGA
This is a messenger RNA of Trypanosoma theileri, 795 nucleotides long. RefSeq lists its product as uncharacterized. The transcript has a single exon. Bases 1 to 795 code for a protein of 264 amino acids. The record is from RefSeq and is a predicted model, not a curated record. NCBI's taxonomy places the organism in Eukaryota, Euglenozoa, Kinetoplastea, Trypanosomatida, Trypanosomatidae.